This is a messenger RNA of Gekko japonicus, 533 nucleotides long. Its product is annotated as C-type lectin domain family 12 member A-like. NCBI's taxonomy places the organism in Eukaryota, Metazoa, Chordata, Lepidosauria, Squamata, Gekkonidae. Gene Ontology annotation, molecular function: (1->3)-beta-D-glucan binding. The coding region runs from base 14 to 511 and encodes 165 amino acids. The transcript has 5 exons. The record is from RefSeq and is a predicted model, not a curated record. Gene Ontology annotation, biological process: cellular response to molecule of fungal origin.
AGCCUAGCCCAAAAUGGCCGAAGAAGUGACUUACGCUGACCUGAAGUUCAUGACUCUGAAGCAGACCAAGAAGCAGGAGGAGAAACAGGGAGCCGGCGGCAAAGCCUCUCCACCGGUCUCCCACCACUGGCGACUGGCGACUGUGACUCUUGGCAUCUUCUGCCUGGCCCUACUGGGAGCUUCUGGAGCUCUGGGAUUCAAAGUUUUGCAGGUGUACCAAGUAAUGAGAAGACAAAAUGAAAACCUGACCCAGCAAAGGGAGAUGGUAGAAAAUCUAUUCACAACGCUGAGCGUUCUCCAGGACCGGAAUCUAAAUCUUUCAGAGACCCUGCAGCAGUUGUCAAACAAUGGAGGCCAUCGGUGCAGCCCUUGCCCUGAGAGGUGGCUACAGCGAGGGGAGAACUGCUACUACUUCUCGACCAAGUGGAACUCCUGGGAAGAAAGCAAAGCGCAGUGUGCGACACUCAACUCCAGGCUUCUUAAAAUAGAGAGUAAGGAAGAGCUGGUUUAAAAUCCCUGAAGACGGCUCCAGU